UCGUAUGGGUAUGGAGACUGUGAAGUGAUUGAGAAAAUAGGGACCUUGCGUUUCUAAUCUUUUCCCUCUUAGCUAAUGGUUCGCGAUCCACUCCAGGUUUUGCGGCUGACUCUGCCUCUGAAUUUCGGCGGUGCACUGGGUAGCACGUUUCUCUCUCUCUCUCCCUCCCUCCUUUCUCCAGUGUCAGUCUCCAGGAUUUUCUCUCUUCCUAUUUCAAGAAGACUCGCACAGGCUCCCCCAGUCUGUGUGAAGCUGAGGUUUCCCCUGGAUCCCGUACAUCUCCAUCACAUACCUCCACGCACACACCUCCACGAGAGCCCAGCGCUCACACCCACAAACACGCGCGCACACACUCGCGCCGGCCUGUCCAUCUCCCUCCGGGGGGGAGCCGGCGCGCGGUCCCACCUUCGUCGCACACACUGGCCAGGCGAGCUCGCAGCGCUCCACGACUCUGCGGCUCGGAACUCGGACCGCUGCUCUGAACGCCCCCACUGUGGUAUUUAAAAAAAAAAAAAAAAAAAAAAAGACAUUUCUUUGCCUUCUCCUCCUCUCUCGCCUUUCUCGCACCGUUUUCUACCCGCGCGGCUAGCCGAGCCGGCUGCAUUCCCAAGCCAGCCCUGGUUGGCUUGCCAUCCUCCAUCUGGCUUAUAAAAGUUUGCUGCGCGCAGUCCAGAGAGCUGCGCGGCUCGUCCCCUCGGCUGGCGGAAGGGGGUGACGCUGGGCAGCGCCUAAGGAGCGCGCCGCAGCCUCUGGCGGGCUUUCGGCUCCAGGGGCAAGGUGAAGAGCGAGCGCACAGGGAGCUGGGGACUGCCGAGGUGGACUUGCACGUUACACCAUGCCUUCUUGGAUCCGGGCUGUGAUUCUUCCUCUCUCCGGGCUGCUGCUGUCCCUCCCGGCCGCGGCGGACGUGAAGGCUCGGAGCUGUAGCGAGGUCCGCCAGGCUUACGGUGCCAAGGGAUUCAGCCUAGCGGACAUCCCCUACCAGGAGAUCGCAGGGGAGCACUUACGCAUCUGUCCUCAGGAAUAUACGUGCUGUACCACAGAAAUGGAAGACAAGUUAAGUCAACAGAGCAAACUUGAGUUUGAAAACCUCGUAGAAGAGACAAGCCAUUUUGUGCGUACCACGUUUGUGUCAAGGCACAAGAAAUUUGACGAAUUUUUCCGAGAGCUGCUGGAGAAUGCAGAGAAGUCCCUAAAUGACAUGUUUGUCCGGACCUACGGAAUGCUGUAUAUGCAGAAUUCGGAGGUAUUUCAGGACCUCUUCACUGAACUGAAAAGAUACUACACAGGGGGUAAUGUCAACCUAGAGGAGAUGCUGAAUGACUUCUGGGCUCGGCUCCUGGAGCGGAUGUUCCAGCUGAUAAACCCCCAAUAUCACUUCAGCGAGGACUACCUGGAAUGUGUGAGCAAGUACACAGACCAGCUGAAACCCUUCGGAGAUGUGCCCCGGAAACUGAAGAUCCAGGUCACGCGCGCCUUCAUUGCGGCUCGCACCUUCGUCCAGGGCCUGACAGUGGGCAGAGAAGUUGCCAAUCGAGUUUCCAAGGUGAGCCCCACCCCUGGGUGCAUCCGGGCUCUCAUGAAGAUGCUGUACUGCCCAUACUGCCGAGGCUUGCCUACUGUGAGACCUUGCAACAACUACUGCCUCAACGUCAUGAAGGGCUGUCUAGCCAACCAAGCGGAUCUGGAUACUGAGUGGAAUCUGUUCAUAGAUGCAAUGCUCUUGGUAGCAGAGCGACUGGAAGGGCCAUUCAACAUUGAGUCAGUCAUGGACCCAAUAGAUGUCAAGAUCUCCGAAGCCAUCAUGAACAUGCAAGAAAACAGCAUGCAGGUGUCGGCAAAGGUCUUUCAGGGCUGUGGCCAGCCCAAACCUGCUCCGGCUCUCAGAUCUGCUCGCUCGGCUCCAGAAAAUUUUAACACCCGUUUUCGGCCCUACAACCCCGACGAAAGACCCACAACUGCAGCGGGCACGAGCUUGGACAGGCUGAGGACUGUGUGGAGGACCAUGCAGCAUAGUGUCACAGACAUCAAAGAGAAACUGAAGCUCUCUAAGAAGGUCUGGUCGGCACUGCCCUACACCAUCUGCAAGGACGAGAGCGUGACAGCAGGCACAUCCAACGAGGAAGAGUGCUGGAACGGACAGAGCAAAGCCAGAUACUUGCCUGAGAUCAUGAAUGAUGGGCUGACCAACCAAAUCAACAAUCCUGAAGUGGAGGUGGACAUCACGCGGCCCGACACUUUCAUCAGACAGCAGAUCAUGGCUCUCCGGGUGAUGACCAACAAACUGAAGAACGCCUACAACGGCAAUGACGUCAACUUCCAAGACACAAGCGACGAAUCCAGCGGCUCAGGCAGCGGCAGUGGGUGCAUGGAUGACGUGUGUCCCACAGAGUUCGAGUUCGUCACCACCGAGGCCCCCGCCGUGGACCCGGACCGGAGAGAAGAGGAAUCUUCGGCCGCGCAGGGCAGCUACUCCCUGCUCUCCUGGCCUCUGGUCUGCAUGGCCCUGGCCCUGCAGAGACUCCACAGAUAAUCGCGGGCUUUGGUCAAAGGAAACUGCAGUUUAGCUCCUCAGCGGCCAACUCCCGUCUUUUCUUACACUCUUGGACAACGGACCAUGCCACAAAAACUCGCCGUUUUCUAUGACAAGAGAGCAGUCUUGCAACCUGCCUCCCUUUUUCUUUUCCCAAAGAGUACCAGGUGCCAGAGGAUCUGCUUCUGUCCUUCAGCUAUCCGUGGGGACCUUGUUUAUUCCAGAGAGAAUUCUUACUCAAAUCUUUCGUACCAAGAGAUUUUUUCUUACCGUCAUUUGCUUUUAUGCUGCAAAAUUAAAGGAAUUUCACGUUGUGAGGGUUUUUUUUUUUUUCUAACACCCCACUUAGAAUAAUAUAAGAUAGGAAGAAAAUAAUUUUCCGUUUCAAAUCAGGCAAAACCCCAAGACAACUGCCUUUUCAACAAGGAAGCGAAUAUAGGAGAGAAAAUAGAGGAACUCUCGUGCUAUCAGGUUUGGAGAUGACAGCCUGGAACGAGCUUCUCUGUGACAAGCCAGGUUUACAAAAUGCUUCUGAGGAGAAGCGUAACCUUUUUUAAUGUGGUGGAAACGCGCUGUUGUCUUGGAGGUAUUGUCUUGCACUCAGCCCAAACUGAUUUGGAGGUACUGAUAGUAAAUUUAGGAUUCUGUCUUUAUACGAGCGGGAAUCUUAUUGCGACUUCACGCCUCUCUUUCACCUGCCUGAUGGCCGCGCUCACUGAUGGCGGCACUCACUGAUGGCAGCAUUUUCUGUCUCCUAACACCUGUCCAUGGUAGCCAACUGGCACCGAUUGUCUUCAGUUCUUCACGGAUGCCCCUGUCAAGUCUCCUCCCUCCUAGGUCUUGACUAAGAAUCAUCUUCAUUGGUACAGUCUCUACAUUGGCCACCAGUCUGGCAUGAAUUAGACAUCUCAGCUCCUCGGCUCCUGACUGUCCCUCAAAUAAGAGUUCUCUUACUGACAAUGACAAUUAGCUCCACACAUGAGCUUUUGUUACAGACUCUUUGAUUUGUGUCAAUUGGUUUCUGCAUCACGAGGGCAUUCUUUUACAAAAUAACUCACAACUACAACAAACUCAAGAUAAAAAAAAGAGAGAGAGAAAAAACACUAUAUAUAUAGUAUUGACAUGGAGAUUUCUUUCACUUUUUUAGUCUUAGUAUGAUCAUCUAUUUUUAUAUCAAUAUAUAUAUAUAAAUCACAGAUUUUAACUUCUUAAUUCCAAGCUCAGGGUUGACACUCCUUUGUAACAAAACUGUUUUGUCAACCAGCUCUUCUUGUUUUGUGCUGCUCAGAGAAAGGAUUCCUCAAUGAUCUGUGAGCACCAAGAAUCAAGAAAGAGAACUUUUUAUGUAUCUAACUGUCCAUCUAUUCCAAGUUUGCCAGGGCACACCCUUUUCACACAAGUGUGUUUUGUCCCUGGUGCUCCAAACUGUCCUGAGCUCAUGGGACAAGCCCUGGUGUGCAAGACAUUACUGGCAAUGGAAUGUGUGUGUGUAAAGAAUGUUAUUCAUGAAACACCAUUGCUCUCAUGUACAACACAUUUGGCCUAGGACUCCUGAUGGGUACUAUAGUAAAUGACCUAAACUCAGCUACAGCCUAACCUCCCCACAAAGCCAGGCCCAAUGCUUCCCCCAUCAGAGAGAAAAAAACCAAACCAAACCGGGGUUAUAAGAAGACAGUUGGCUAGCCACAUGGUUUUGGUUUUUUACAUUAUUCAUCUUGUUUUAUUUUGGAUUUUGGUUUUGGUUUUUAUGAUACAUCUGGAAUAGGGAGAAGAAAUAUUUCAAGACACCACCGCAUACCAAUUGCAUUUUAACUGACUCAUCGACAGUAUUGACACAUAAAUGGUUCUAUCUCUAUUCUCAUCAAAAUUAAAAUUAGUUAUCGAUUUCAUCAUCAUCUCUAAGUAGAACACAUGUACUAGUAUUAAGUGUAUUUGAGCACUUUUGAAAACAAAACAUAUUUACAAGCAUCUGUUGCUACUUUAUGCCUAAAAAAAUAUGAAGUAUAAGAUUCUGAGAGACUUUGUGGCAUCUUUCAUUAAAAUUUGUGUGAAGUUAACACUUAAUCAAAUCCAGAACUGCAUCCUUUUGGAAAGCCGUCCAGCUCACUGCCCCCCUUCAGCUUCUCAUCACCACUUGCACAUAACACAUCUCUGUGAAGGACCAGUCAUUUAUGUUACUCAGCUCAAUGUAUGUUCAGACAUCAGUAUUGUUUUUCUCCAAUAAUUACAGUGCAGUACAAAUUCAAUCAACUUUGAUUCUCCAGGAUAUUUGAGUAAUAUUUUUUAUGGCUUUAAGCUCCAACUCUCUUUUAAAAAUAUUUCUGCAUUAUCUUCUGUAACACAAGUCAAAGAUUCUUAUUUUUUACAGUGCUUUUGCCUCCAAAUGUUUUUUUUGCAUGCAUAUGACAACACAUUACAUUAGUGAAUGUGAAGCCAUGUUCUGUGCACAUGAAUCACACAGAUAAUAUAAAAAUACCUGUUUCCUUUGUCUCGACCCUGUGCUCUCAAAGGUAUUCCUAUUGGCAAGAAGUAGUGAUGCAUAUGAGUCAGGCCAGAGUGGAAAUGAGGAUCGGCGGACACAGCCGCAUCAUCAGUCACCUUGCAUGGACACAGUCAAAAUGUCAUUCACUUGAACUUCCCAGUGCUGUCACCACCCAUCGUACAGUUCUGUUCUUUCCUUCCCUAAGCCUCUUCACUGAGUUCCCCCUUUUCAGUACUGUGGAAUCCUCCUCCCAAAUUAAUUCUCAUUUCAGCAAUGAUAGGGGAUGUGUUCACAUUCCGUUGUCAUUCAUGGCCGGCCCUCAUUUGUGAUGAUGUCCCCUAAAUUCUGUGAUCACAUCACAACUUGUGUUAUGAGUAGAGAGGAAUGGGACCCCAAAAUUGGACACUAGAAAUUGGUGGGUGGUGCUCAUAACUGCAAACACUUAGCUUAUUGAAGUGCCUCUAUUUACAUGUUCUUUAGUUAUAAUAUGUAUUUUUCUAACAGAAGUACACGUCUGUGAUUGGUGUUUAUUAGACUUUGUAUAUGUUAUGACGAAGGCUAAACAAAGGCUAAUGUCUCAGCAGAGAAGAAUGAACUGUAAGGUGAUGAAUAAGAGCUGAUGGUCCAGGACUGACAGCCCCAGACAGCCUUCUGUCCCUGCCACGAAGGCCAAGUUGGCACUUCCAUCGCAGCCACCACAGACUAGCACUGGAAGCCUGACUCCCUUACCAUGAUUUGCCCGAGGAGGAAGGUGACAGGAAUCACCUGCUUCUGUCUACACUGAAAAACACUGUUCAUUGAUGAGCAGCAGUCUUUUUAAAAGGAACAUUCUUUAAAUCAAACACAUUGGAAAUACUAUUGGAUGCAGAACCAUGAAACUUGAGUUCCAUUCCCUGCUACAGACAUUAGCCUUCUUUAAUUCUUCUUGCCAUCACAUACAUAUUUUGGCCACAGACUAAGCACCAACUUAAGUCCUCAAGGAGGAAUCAGACUUGGUAAAAUCCUGGCUUGCAAGUCUUUCCUCACCCCUUUCUGCAAGGCUAGGUAUCAGGUAGCUUGACUUGGGGUUUCAAGCGGUAACAAACGCAGGAUUUGACUUUUCCAAAUGCUUGCAGAUACUCAAGCUCAUGUUCUGUGACUUACAAUCACUAACAUAUUAAAUUAAAACAAUAGUGCAGCCUUGCAACCAGAAGAGGAAAGCAGUCCAUACCUUUUAAAUCCACCGUGUGUUCCUCCUUGGUAGAGAUAUUAGCCAGUGCUUCGUUUUAGGCCAACUUAUACUGAUUUGUACGCAUUCUGGAGACUUGCUAUGUCAUAAUUUGCUACAGCCCAGAUUCAGCUUAGCCUGGGAAUGCUUGAGACUUCCCUGAGAGUGGAGUGGGUACUGGAAUCUUUGGCAUUGCCUUGUAAUGAAGGACUUCAUGAGCAACACCUGAGGAAGGCACCGCAGCGCAGUCUCUGUGUGCAUACACAGAACACAUAUGCAGGAGAAAUGUGUGCACCAAUCGAACCUAAAAUUUUAUGUGACUGUCAAAUGACUAUUAUUUGGGUUAAGAUUUUUCAUUUCUGAUUUGGAUAGAAAAUUGCUAUUAAUCUUGUAUUAAAAUAGUUUUUAAAAAUCUA
Peromyscus leucopus (white-footed mouse) is the source of this 6638-nucleotide messenger RNA. RefSeq names its product glypican 6 (gene Gpc6). Bases 836 to 2533 code for a protein of 565 amino acids. Gene Ontology annotation, cellular component: extracellular region; synapse; cell surface. The transcript has 10 exons. Lineage: Eukaryota; Metazoa; Chordata; Mammalia; Rodentia; Cricetidae. The record is from RefSeq and is a predicted model, not a curated record. Gene Ontology annotation, biological process: cell migration; regulation of signal transduction; regulation of protein localization to membrane.